Messenger RNA from Mycotypha africana, 726 nucleotides. Its product is annotated as histidine phosphatase superfamily. Lineage: Eukaryota; Fungi; Mucoromycota; Mucoromycetes; Mucorales; Mycotyphaceae. The transcript is spliced from 3 exons. The record is from RefSeq and is a predicted model, not a curated record. Bases 1 to 726 code for a protein of 241 amino acids.
AUGGGUGUUAAGGAAAUUUGGGUUGUACGUCACGGCUUCCGUGAAGACUGGGUGAACGAUGAUCCCUACUAUCCAACCGGUCUUCGCAACGAUCCAACUCUUUCUGAUUCAGGCAGAAAGCAAUCACAGGAAUUAGCCGAAUUCUUGAAAGACAAGAACAUCGAUCGAGUCUACUCAUCACCAUUUUAUCGAGUCUUAGAGACAGUUUACCCAUUUAUCGAAAAGAGCAAUGUACCACUUUAUGUGGACUAUAGUAUGGCCGAAUGGUAUGGCAAAGCUCAUGGCAGGUAUCUUCCUUGUGCCCCAUUAGUCGAAUUAAAAAAGCUUUUUCCAAAGCUCAAUAUUGACGACCAUCAUUCGUGCAUUCCUCUACCUAAUGGCAUUGAAACGGUUCAGGAAUGCCACGUUCGAGUCAAGAAAGGACUUGAUUUAUUGUUAAAACAAUUGGAUAGCGAACCUAACCCUCCACACUCCAUUGUUUUGGCGGGUCAUGCUGCGUCUGCCAUUUGUGCUGUGCGUGGUUUGUUAAAAAAUGCCAACUACCCAGUACAUUGUGGUACUUGUUCUUUGUCCAAACUGGUACGUUCCGAUAAUGGUGCUAGCUGGGAGUUGGUAAUGAAUGGCAGUUGCGACCAUUUAAGUGAGGGUGAACAACGUUCGUGGAUGUUCACUGGUGACGUGCCUGAUUACGAAGUAGAAAAGACAGAUUAUGAAGACACCGUAUAG